UGACCAAAUGCAUCUACCGUUCAUGUAAAUGUCCAUGGAAUAAAGUCAUGUUAUAGAAAAGUGCAUGUUGAGUUGGAAUGUCAAUGCCUUUUGGAAAGAUGUCUAGGCGUUCAAACUCUCUUCCUUCCAUUGCAUUUAAUCGUGUAGGUCUUCAGCCAAGCAGCAGCGAUGAGGAAAUUCUAUUUAGUGUUUCGUCAAAACUAAAGAACACAAUAAGAACUGGCAAUUUCCGAUCAACGUUCAGGCAAAAAGUUAGACAUUUAACGAACAAAUGGAAACGAUCGCGAAGUGGCAGUGAUGUUUGUCUUGAUUAUGAUUUUAAACUUUACCAGCAGACGUCUCAGUCAGAUUGGGGCAAUUUUUCGAGGUCCACAAGUUUUGAGUAUGAGAACCUUUACCGUGGCCUGGUGCGGAGUUUGCUGCAUCCAUUAGGGGCUCCAGACACCACAUCGGAACUUCGACCUGGGGACUUACUUGACUACCUUAGAAAGGUGUUUGAUGUGGAGCGGGCAGAUCAUGAACUCUACAUCAUGGAGGAGAUGCCUAACAGGCCCGUCCGUUUGCAGGCAAAUGUUACAGUACUGGAAGCAAAUGGACUCCGAGGGGUUGACUUCUCUGAAGACACAUGCAACUCAUACUGCCUUAUCAUGAACCAGCCAGCCAGGGGAAAGAACUCCAGUGCUAGCACCUCACCUAGAAUGCUCUCCCCUCAAGUGAGCCCUAAAUUUAUCCACCGAAACUCCCCAAGGGGGAGUGCAUCCUCUACCCCGACAGGCUCUCCCGUGUUUUCCUCAAACGAGAUGGCAGGGUUGUCCCCCCAGCUGGUUCGCAAGGGGGCCAAUUUUAGCGAGCCGGCAAUUGCCAGGACAAGGACUGUGAAGAACUCCUCCCACCCCAAAUGGAAUGAAAGUUUUGUGCUGGAGAUCGAGGAUUUCCAUACGGAUGAGCUGCAUAUUCAUGUAUGUGAUGAGGAGGGAUCACUGGAUACUAAGCCGGAGAAAAAGCCUCUCAAAGCGUUUCUAAGUGUACUACGACACAGUAGUGAACAAGACACCACUAUCUCUGACGGUUGCUUUGGGAAAAUCGUUGUUCCUGUCAGGGAUAUUUUGGCCCUGGGUACAGACGAAUGGUACGAUAUCAUGUCUAUUGCCCCAAGCAAGGGCAAGCCACGUGCAGUGGGCAAGUGUCACCUUAGACUGAGUAUCUCAUACAGGCUGGCUCCUGGGGAAGGAUGUCACUAUUCCAGUGAGGAUUAUCUACAGGCCUACCGUCAGUUCCUCAAACACACCUAUGCUACAUCCAGGAAAAAUCCCUCUAGGCACGUAGGUGACCAGUAUGGAUGCAUGAGUCUGAAAGACCACAGAAUCCUGAAGAUGUUUGCAGAAGCCCACUGCAUAUCCAAGCUCUCACAGGCUAUUGUGAAUGUGAUCUGUCUGCUGGAGCUGCAGUGUGAGGAUGAGCUUGAUGACAGGGGAGACUUUACUCUCCUGUACGCCCUCGAGGACCUACAUAUUACCUGGGCGGCCAUGCAGAUAGGCCAGCAGAACGUCAUAGAUCGCAUGCCUCUCACUGAUAUCGAGUUGUCAAACUACCGGCGUGUGGCAGCACGUUACAUUCAACUGAAGAGUAGCAAGGUGGAUGAAUUACCUCCCCUGUUUCCUCCUUCCAUGGAAACUCUCCAUGUGCUCAAAGCCAGACUUUGUGUGGUAGUCCAGCUGCUAAGCCUUGACCUUUGGGAAGCCAGCUGUGACCCAAAGGCUGACAUAUCAGACCGUCUCACGAAGAAGCUUCAAGCAGGGAUUGAGGAUUGGAUCCAGGAACGUGUGGCUGAGGUCCACGAGACAAAGACGAAGGUCAGGGACAAGGUUACGGUGGAGAUUGAAAAUCUCAUUGAGUUGGUAAAUGUGACUGCUUCCCACUGCACGAUUCUGCCAGUGUUGCGACUGUUCUUCAACAGUCUCGGCAUCAACUACUACAGGCUCGUCAGCUUUACCCUGGAGAAAAUGAUCUCGGCAGAGUCGAUGAAGAUCACGGAGAAGAUGAAUCAGUAUAAGAAACGCUACCACAAUUUCUCUGUGAACAUCAUGAUGGCAAGCAGGCAGUCACUGAGAUUGUAUUUCUCCGUGCGUACACUGCAUGGUGUGAUUAGGGAAAAUGUCAGCAGGAGGGACUCCUUCCGCCUUGGUCUGUCACACUACCAAGAUUGGUUUGAGGAGUCAAUGAACUACUGGCUACAGACAUUUCGCACUGAGUGUGUGCAGCGCAUGGAAAAGGCCCUUGAAAUUGACAAAGAUGUUGUUGUUGUGACGAGCCUGGUGAAAUACUCGCAUUCCUCUGUUGACGUCCUGUCAUGUUUUGCUCAGGUGAUUGGAGAAUGGAGGAAGAUAGAUAUCCGAGACCCGGACAGUGCCUUGAUGGGGGUGAUCAAUGUCACCGAUAUUAUCUGUGAUGGAGCAAGACUUUAUGCUCAGAAGAUUCAGUCCAUCUUGGAAAGGAACUGUUACUAUGACAACAACCGAAAUGCUGAAUUUGAUAUCAAUGACAGGUUGUGUAUAACCGUGAACAACAUUGAGCAUGUUAGGCUGUACCUAUCGGAACUCUCUGAGCUGCUAGCCUGGGACACGGUGAUCAUGAUGAUUUCCACAAGCCACAACGAUGAUGCUGUUGGCAAGCAGGCACAUGACACGCUUCAACGCCUAAUUGACACAGCCAAUGAGGAAAUUUUGUCCAAAUGUGCAGGUCUGCUACAACAAAUUUGUGACAAGAUGAAAGUGGUGAUUGAUCGAUUCACGGAGCUCUUCACAAAAAAAUCCCCGGAGAAGACUUCCUCAGUGGACCCAUUGCUGGGCUACAUUGCAACCAAUCUGCAGACGCUUGAGGACCAGCUUAUGCCGAAAAUGUUUCCAUACAUGAUUGAGCAGCUAUGGUCGGUUGUAAUAUCUACACUGUGUGCUCAGUUAAAACCUGGGAACCAUCCAGAGUACUACCUGCAAAUGAAGUCGCACCUGCGGUGUUUGAUGUCAUUUUUUGGGCGCAGUGGUCUGGAUGAUCGUCAGUUGGCAAAUCUCGAUUGUGAGGCUCUACGAGACAUGCUCGAUAUCAACGCCAAGCACACGGACAAACUCAUGCUUGCGUACUUCGAGAAUCUGGCUUCUGAUGUGGUUACACCGACAGAAAGCUACGGGCAUCUGGCAUACAAAGCAUCGUACCUUGAGGAGACGAGAGGGAACAUUACUACCAUUGUCACAGUGUUACGUGGCAGUGAGUUGCCGGGUCAGGACACCAGCGGAUACAGUGACCCCUAUGUUGAGGUCAGCCUUCAGCCCCAGAGCCUGUUUGGAUUUUCCCGCUCCCAGAAAACACACAUUAUCAAGCAGAACCUCAACCCCGUCUUUAAUGUCACCUUCCAGUUUCCCAAUAUACCGAGGGAGGCAUUGAAGCAGUCGGGCAGUUGUAUCCUGUUGUCUGUGUUUGACCACGACCAUAUCGGGCGGGACGAUUUUGCGGGUGAGGUGGUCAUUCCACUGACCUUUUUGAAGAAGGUUGGGAUGGCUGAAAGGUCAAUGGACCGGAUGCCUGCUAUCAUAAUGCCCCUCAAGCGACCAAAAAAGCCAAACAAUGGGCCUUAUAAGAUCCUAAGUUUGCGGGAAUGGGAUAAGGUAGCAAAGAAGUUUAUUGUGGAGCGAAAUCGGUUUAUCCAUCGUCAGCCUGUACGGACAGACAAACCACCGGAUGGCGGGGGAUUUUUCUCCAGUUUCUUUUCCACAUUUACAAACUGAGGAGAUUUCAGGAAUAUGGAGCAAUGCAUUCUUGUAUAAUAUCCGACUGAGGCAUAAGAAUAAAAAUGAAAUAAUUGCAAUGUAAAAACUUCAAAUGUGCAAUCUAACUAUUAAAUCGUGUGUUUGUAGUAUAGA
Mya arenaria is the source of this 3914-nucleotide messenger RNA. RefSeq names its product protein unc-13 homolog D-like. Bases 78 to 3779 code for a protein of 1233 amino acids. The record is from RefSeq and is a predicted model, not a curated record. Lineage: Eukaryota; Metazoa; Mollusca; Bivalvia; Myida; Myidae. The transcript is spliced from 27 exons.